Messenger RNA from Danio rerio (zebrafish), 6772 nucleotides. The record is from RefSeq and is a predicted model, not a curated record. NCBI's taxonomy places the organism in Eukaryota, Metazoa, Chordata, Actinopteri, Cypriniformes, Danionidae.
AGCUGAUGAUGUCAUCACGCGGAGAUUCUCCCGUCGGGGAACGACGGUGAGGGGAAAGUUUAUUAAAACAACCGUGAGGGGAGGGGAGAAAGGAGUUGGAGAAGGAGAACUCCCUAGCAAAAAACUUUAUCCACGCCACAGAAGAGUCUUGGAAGCUCUUUCAGCAAACUGGAUUACACAAAGAACAUUUUUCUGUGGAUUAAUGUUGCCAUAAUUCAACGGAUUAACGAUCACAGAAGGAGCUGAAGGAGGGAGUCAUGAGGGUCGUCUGCUCCUCUCUGGUGCUUCUCACCAUCUGCCUGGGUCACUGGGGUCAACUGGCUUCAGCUGAGGGUGAGGGCCUGGUCUCCAAAUCAAAGGAUGAGUUUGUUAAAGGUGUCAUUUGCCCGUCCAUACAGGUAGAAGACUGGAAGUUUCCUCAAACUGCCAGACACAACAUUACAGGUUUCAAUCUGGCACGCCGAUUCUCUCUGCUGAUGAACAGUGAGGUCAAGAAAAUCCGAAACCCAAGAGGUCCUGUCAUCCUCCGCCUAGGCAAAGUCCAACUCAUCCAACCCACAAAUCAAGUGUUUCCUCAUGGACUUCCAGAGGAGUUCACCCUGGUCUUCACCCUGCUGCUAAAGAAGAAAUCAUUGAAUGAGAGCAUUUACCUGUUCCAGAUAUCUGAUGAGCACGGAUAUCCUCAGUUCUCACUGGACUGGAAUGGUCCAGAUGGCAACCUGGCCCUGCGGGCGAGAGGAGCCGACCCUGAAGGGCCCAUGGUGGGCUGUGUGUUCGACGGAGAUGGUGUGGAAUCCCUGAUGGACAAGCGCUGGCAUAAGGUUGCUCUGAGUCUGCAGAGAGAGUCUGCCUCUUUGCACGUGGACUGCAGCUCCAUUGAGAACAAGCCUCUGGAGCUCCGCGGCCAGUUGCCCAUCAGUGGACACACACUGUUGGGGAUGAGGGCUACUGAUGCUGCCCCUGUGGAGAUUGACAUCCAGCAAGUGAUGGUGUAUUGUGACCCCUCUCUGGCAAUCCAGGAAGCCUGCUGUGAGAUUCCUGGAGCUCGGUGCCCGCCUGAUGCUCCAAAGAGUCGCCGAGCUGCAGAGAACCAGGUGGAGUUUGUGCCCAACCCCUUCAGUCAGGCAAUCCUCGGAUCCAAAGAACUGGCGGAAAAAUGUGCAGGCUGUGUACUGCUCAGUGAGGAAUCGAGUGUUAUCCAGGAGGGUCAGUCUGGACUCAAGGGAGAAAAAGGAGAUCGGGGUUUGGACUGCACAGGUGCUGGAGUUCCUGGACGAUGCUUGGAAGGUGCUAAAGGGGAGAAAGGAGAGAAGGGAGAGUCGGGUCUGGCUGCCAACUGGGGGGAAGCUGUAGGAGUGAAGGGGGUAAAAGGGCAGAAGGGAGAAGUCGGAGCCCCAGGUCUGGCUGGUAGUCCGGGAAGAGAUGGUCGAGCUAAUCCUAUUUGUGUGGUGGGCCCUAAAGGACAAAAGGGCGCUCCUGGUGUGGUCGGUCCAGAGGGGCUCGCAGGAGAACCAGGCCAGCCAGGAUUUCCAGGACUACCUGGUGUUGGGAAACCGGGACUACCUGGGCCCCCUGGUGGAUCUUCAGGUUCUAAAGGAGAGAAAGGGGAUUCUGGGACACCUGGAGAAGACGGAAAGCCUGGAGAACCCGGUCCGAGAGGCCCUUGGGGACCUAAAGGCGAGAAGGGAGAACCGUGUGAACCAUGUCAAGUGAUCUCUUCAGAAUCUGGAAACACCUUGGGCUCGCAGAGCAAACAGGGGGCUAAAGGGGAACCGGGUGUUCCAGGCAAAUCAGAACAGGGUCCACCUGGCCUUCCAGGAGUGGAUGGCAGAACAGGAGAGAAGGGGGAGGCAGGGGUCGAUGGAGCCAAAGGUGAAAAGGGUGAACCAUGUUCCGGCUGUCCAUCCAAUGGACUAAAUCCAGCAGGCAUUUUGAAGCAGACUCAAAAGGGAGAGAAGGGAGAUCCUGGUGUUGGGCAGAAAGGAGAGCAGGGAGAACCAGGACAGAUUGGCUUUGGUGGACUUAAAGGAGAAAAGGGCAAUGCUGGCAGCAGAGGAAAUGAGGGUAAAACUGGCAAACCUGGUCCAAGAGGGCCAAGUGGGAAAGAUGGAAAUAAAGGAGCCAAGGGUGACACUGGCCUACCUGGUAUAGGGACACCUGGUCUAAAAGGUGAAAAGGGGGACUCGUGUGGGGCAUGCCAGUCCUCUCCCUCUGAAGUGGGAAGUGGCCCACCUACAAUAAAAUUGACAGGAGAACGUGGACCUCCAGGACCCGCAGGCCCACCAGGAGAAGGAGCUGAGGGCAAACAGGGGCCACCAGGUCUUCAAGGAUUCAAAGGAGAGAAAGGUGAUCAGGGUUUACAAGGAGACUCAGGUACACCUGGUACACCUGGAGUCGCAGGACCUCAAGGAGAGCCAGGCAGGAACGGUCUUAAUGGACUAAAAGGAGAAAAGGGAGAUGCUUGCGACAGCUGUCCGUCACUCCCUGAAGGAAAUGGAGAUGUUGUUGGCUUACCGGGACCUAAGGGAGAGAGAGGAGAGCCGGGUUUGCCAGGCGAGGGCCGAGAAGGGAAACAGGGUCGACCAGGCCCACCUGGUGUUCAGGGACCUCCAGGACUCAAAGGAAGUCAGGGGGAUUCUGGGCCUGCAGGUAUUGGCCUUCCAGGACCACAGGGCGAGCAGGGACCUAGAGGCUUUCCUGGAGCUGCUGGUCCAGAAGGACGUUCAGGACUCAUAGGGCCAAUGGGACCAUCAGGACUAAGGGGUCCAAAGGGAGAGAUAGGACCACCGGGGCCACAGGGGCCAAUGGUAACAGGACCAGUCGGACCACCGGGUCGGGAUGGUACAGCCGGAUUCCCUGGAAUACCAGGACAAGAUGGGGCUCCCGGAGUCAAGGGGCCCAAGGGUGACAAGGGUGAACCAGGAGAGUGCAACUGUUUGCAUAAUAUGUUUCCUGGAACUGGCGGACCUGGAGUCCCAGGUGGUGAAAACAGGGUACAGCCAGGUCCUCAGGGGCCUCCUGGACCACCGGGCCCUCCAGGUCCUCCAGGCCCCCAGGGCUUUACUGGAAUCCCAGGCCCACAGGGUAUCCCUGGCAACGAUGGCUUACCAGGGAAAGCGGGUCCACCGGGCCAAGCAAAUCUCCUUCCUCAGGAUUCAGCUUCUCCAGGAAAGGAAGGCUGUGGCGAUUGUUCCAAGGGUCUACCAGGUGUGCCUGGCACGGUUGGUGCAAAGGGCGAGAAGGGAGAUCAGGGCAAACCUGGCGUUGUGCCCUUGGAAGGAUGCGAACGGUGUUUUGAGCUGCAGAGAGAGGAAACACCAAGCGGACCUACGGGUAACAGCGGUCCGUGUGUUGGCACACCGGGGGCACCUGGAUUCCCAGGACAACCAGGAGUUAAAGGAGAGCCAGGUCCUAGAGGGGAGAGAGGACCUCCUGGUACUCCUGGAAACCCGGGCAAUAUUGGUUUCCCUGGUCCUCAAGGGCCUCCAGGCUUGUCCGGUCAGCAAGGUCAAAGAGGGACAGAUGGGAAUCCAGGACUGAAGGGCGAACAGGGUCCACCAGGAAGUCCUGGCUAUCCUGGAACUAUGGGACCACCCGGUCUCCCUGGACUUAAAGGAGAGCGAGGCAGUCCAGGCACUGUGGGGCUGAAAGGAGAAUCAGGCCCACCGGGAUCUCCAGGUUAUCAAGGACCAGUCGGUCCGGCAGGUCCUAAAGGGGAAGCUGGAGCAUCGGGACCUGGGGGAGCAAAGGGAGAUCAGGGCUUUCAAGGAUCUCCGGGAUUUCCAGGACAACAGGGUCCUCCAGGUUUCCCAGGGAAAGCAGGACCUCCAGGCCCUCCAGGACCACAGGCUGAGAAGGGUGUUGCUGGAGUUGCAGGCCCACAGGGGCCCACAGGUCCUCCAGGAUCACCAGGGUCCCCAGGCAUGCCUGGACCACCUGGAAUGGAAGGACUUGAUGGCAAAGAUGGAAAACCAGGUUUAAGGGGUGAACCAGGACCAGCUGGCCAGCCUGGACUCAGGGGAAUCCCGGGUUUCAAGGGCAUCAAAGGACACACGGGUCUCCCUGGAAUGAAAGGAGAAAGAGGACCACAGGGACCAGCCGGAGCCUCAGGAAGGCCUGGUCUUGAGGGUGAUCUUGGUCCCCCUGGACCUCAGGGACCACCUGGAGCUCCAGGACAUUUGGGUGCUGUCGGACCCGUAGGGCCACCGGGACCAGUUGGGCCACCUGGAGCUGGCACUAAGGGAGACAAAGGUGAGCCAGGAGAGAGAGGACAGGGUGGAUUACCUGGCCCUCCAGGACUUCCAGGUCACCCAGGACUGAUGGGUGAACCAGGAAGUGACGGAUCUGCAGGUAAAGAUGGAGCCCCGGGCCUGCCAGGAGAGCCUGGUCCACAGGGAGUAAAGGGUGAUGCAGGGGCUGAGGGGCAGAGGGGGCCCCCGGGAGAGCGUGGACGUCCCGGACCACCAGGAGGAGGCUUAGGUUUUGGCUCCAAAGGACCAGAAGGGAUCAUAGGGCCAGCCGGGCCCCGUGGUGAGAGGGGAAGCCCUGGUUCACCCGGACAAGCUGGUGCCCCUGGAUUACCAGGAAUACCAGGGAAUGAUGCUGUUGUGAACUAUGAUGAGCUAAGAUCCUUCAUCAGACAGCAGGUCAUAAAGAUAUUUGACGAGCGCAUGGGUUACUACAUGUCACGAAUGCAGAUGCCUGUGGAGAUGGUUGCAUCCCCCGGACGACCGGGACCCCCGGGUAAAGAUGGAAAUCCAGGCCUUCCAGGUCCUGCAGGGAUGCCAGGCCGUCCUGGGCAGAUUGGGCGUGAAGGAAGGCAGGGACCCAUGGGUCCGCCCGGUGGUCCUGGAGUGAAGGGAGAGAAAGGAGAUAAGGGUGUUGGAGAAAUGGGAGACAGUGGUCCUCCUGGUGCUCCAGGUCUCCCUGGUCCUCCUGGUUAUGGAAAGAUGGGACCACCAGGUCCUUCUGGUCAACAGGGAGUCCCUGGCAUUCCUGGACCUCCAGGACCAUCAGGACAGAAGGGCAAGGAUGGCCGCUGUCAUCCAUCGGACUGUAUGAGUAUGCCUAUGGAAUACAAUCCCAAGGGUCCACCUCCCAAAGGUCCCAUGUACUAAAAGAGAUUUUAAGAGAAGUAAAAGCUGGAGGAUGGUACCCAAAUAUUAACAUUCACACAAUUACCUACCUGCACCUGCUCUAAGGCUCCACGGAGAACCAAAGGAUUGAUGUGCAUUUCCGUUCCGCAAAGCCAAAACACUGGUUCUCCACCAAUGGGGAAUUUAAUAUAGUCUGGCAUUAACACCACUACAAUAAGUGCCACAUUCCAAACCUGAGUGCCUUAACCUCUGAGUAAUGCUACACUUGCAGUAGAGAUGGUGCUUUUACUGUUGCAGUAAAUUGAAGACCUCUAGAUUCCUGGACAUAUAAGGCUUUGACAGUUGUUAUUAAUUUCCAGAUUUAUUCAGAAUUCAGCAUUUUUAAUUUCUUACUAACCCCCCACAGGAUAUUAGUUUCUCAAUGUCACAUCAAGGCCAUUUGUUAUCUAUUAAAGCAAUAUCCUUGAGUUAAAUGCAAGUUAAAAUCAUCUACAGCAUGCCGUUUGUUAAAGCAGGAAUUAUUUUGGCAUAAAUUAUAGUGGAACUCCAUGGGCUAAGUGUAUACGGAUUUUUCUUUUUAAUUUAGUAUAAAAUUAGGUACGAGUGAAAAUGAUUUUCCACUGAGAUUGACUUCAUGCCAGUGAUGCUGUUGGUAGUGCUUGUAUUAAAUCCAAAAUAUUCGUUUAACUAUAUUUUUUCGUGAGGGGAUUGUUUUGGCAGCUGCUAGUUUCAGUAUUUUAGUGCUUUGGUAAAGACAUGUGGCAUAAAUAUCCAUCUUACUCCUGUCCUUUUACAGUGUGAGCCGCUGCAUAUAAAAUAGGCUAAGACUACCAUUAGGCAUAGAUGCAGUUGCCCUAAUAAAUUAUGUUAAUUAUUCAAAAUGAACUCCCCAAAGGGCUUGUGUUGUACAUAUUCAUAUUUAUAUGUAAUGGCUUUUUGUACUUAAAAAAUUGACAUCGGCAUGGCAGCCCUUUCUAUUGUUGUUUUAUAUUUUGGAACAAUGUUGUAAGCUCGGUUGCUUUGUAAAGGUAGGUUUAUAUGCGAUUUGCAAUUUGGGAUGGAAUGAGAUUUUAUUUUUGUAAGACUUUUUUUUCAUCGACACCAAUCUCUUGAUGAGCUCUGUGACGACAUCUCCUCCUCCACCACUCUGGACUCUUAAACUUGAAUUGACAUUUGAUAUACUGUACCACUUGCAGCUGAACCAUCGUGUGCUUCUAGAAUAUCUCAAAUAUGCUUUGCUAGUCAUCCUAAAACACAGCAGAUCCCCAACAUUCAGUCAUCUUUAAAGCAAACGGCAUCUCUGAUCCUCUGCUGCGUCAGCCAGUCUGAUGCUUUUACACUUUGCACUUUAUCCUCUCAUUGUCACUCCCUCGGUCUGUAUGUGUGUGUGUGAGUGUGCGCAAGGAUGGAGAGAAUGAAUCUCAAUCUGUAUUAGGAGGAUAGCUGAAAAGUUUUACGCAGAGCCAUUUACAAUUGUCAAAUUAUGCAGCUUUCAUGAACGUUACGAGCAUGCCGAUUUCAGAUUGGCUUUCAAUCUUUUAACAUUCCAAUUUUUAAAGAAUCUCCCCCCCAUCGUCAUGCAUCUCACCACAGCGCUUUUAUAAAUAAAGUCAUUUGUGUGCAAAUUCUGUUUGAAGAAACUUAAGAGAACCAAUAAAGGUUUUGAAAGCAAAGUC